AUGGAUGUUGCGAAUCUCCUUCCAGCUGUUGAGCAGCUCGAAUACAACAUCGAUGAUUUGGAGGAAGCUCUAGAAUCGCUUCUGGACAGUUCGCUAGAAGAUACAUCCAAAAACCUGCCAUUGCUAGACCGCGCAAAACUGCAUGUUUUACUGACAUAUACCCUGGAAUCGCUUUUAUUUUCAUACUUGAAACUCGAUGGUGUUAAUGUCAAAGACCACGCAGUCCAAAGAGAGAUUAUUCGAGUAAAGCAGUACUUUGCGAAGAUCAAGGAUUUGGAAACGAAGCCGGAAAAACCGAAAUCAUCGCUGGACCAACAAGCAGCUCGUCGGUUCAUUGCGCAUGGCCUUUCUGGAAACGAAAAAUAUGAUAUCGAGCGCGCAGAGAAGUUAGCUAAAGAAAAAGCUCGCGCACAGCUCAAAGCAGCAUUAUUAGCUAAGAAGCAGGCUGCGACAGAAUCAUCGACCCCAGCUGUCUCUCAUGAAUCAAAGAAUACUACUACAAGUAGCCCGAAUUCCGACUCGAGUUCGGACUCAGAGUCUCCAGACGAAGUCGAGGAGGUGCAGCAUGAAGACCCAGGAAAUGUAUUCAGGGAUUCGACAGGGUACAUUGGGUUUACCGCAGAAAAAGAAACAUCUGAACCGACUACGGCAAAGAUGAAAGCUAGGCAAAGAAGGGAGGAAGCAGAGUCUAAAAAAGCCGAGCAGCGGGAGAGGAGAGCGGGCAAAGCUGUUAAGGGAGAAAAGCAACGCGAGAUUCGCAAGGAACGACGUUUGAAGAAGAAUUUUAAAAAGAAGGAGAAAAGAGCCAAGGAGAAAAAGGCGAAGAGCGAGAAGUCUGAGUGA
Talaromyces proteolyticus is the source of this 843-nucleotide messenger RNA. RefSeq lists its product as uncharacterized. Gene Ontology annotation, molecular function: RNA binding; DNA binding. Bases 1 to 843 code for a protein of 280 amino acids. The record is from RefSeq and is a predicted model, not a curated record. Gene Ontology annotation, biological process: maturation of 5.8S rRNA; regulation of gene expression. Lineage: Eukaryota; Fungi; Ascomycota; Eurotiomycetes; Eurotiales; Trichocomaceae. The transcript has 3 exons. Gene Ontology annotation, cellular component: nucleolus; exosome (RNase complex).